CAAUUAUUGACAUUUAGCUUUAUUUAUAAGUUAAACGUGUACGUCGAUUAUAAUACCAAGUUUAUAGUGCUAAUAUAAUAUAAAAUAUUUUCAAAUCAGUGGCCCCCACGAUGGCUACUACAGCGGAUAUUGAAAUUUCUAGAAAAUUAUCCAUACUCUCAGUUCUUAGUAAUAAAUUUGCAGAAGAACGAAAAGUAUCUCAUAAACAUGACAAUGCAAAAGGACCAAAAGAUUUUAUGUUUGCAGUACACAUCGCCUGUUUUUUUGUUGGAUUUAUGAAUGUUAUGCCAAUGGUAUUUUUUAGUACAGCAAAUUCUUAUUGGAUGUACAAAUUUAGAAAUGUAACGCAAGGAGAUGAAAUAACACAAGGACAAGAUCGAACUAGAUUGCAGGUAUAUUUCCAGCCUGCACUCAUGGCUGGUGGUACAAUACCAUCGGUAAUUUGUACAAUACUGUGGACAUUUUAUGGUCACAAAAUAGCAUCCAUGUUAAGAAGUCUGGCUGCGUUAGUGUUACUUGGUUUAGUGUUUGCCAUAUUUGCAAUAUUCACUCAAAUUAACACAGAUUCAUGGCAAACUGGAUUUUUUGCGCUAACUGUAAUUUUGUUAAUGAUGAAUAGUGCUGGAGUAGCAACGUUUCAAAUGUCAUCAGUUAUAUUAAUUGCUAAAUUACCUCCAAGCUAUAUGUUCUGCUACCUUAUUGGUCAAAAUGGAACAGUUCUGACUACUAGCUUACAGCUCGUUGCGGUGGCUGUUACCAACAACAGCAUCACAUCCGGAUUAAUUUAUUUUACUGCAGGAACCACGCUUAUAACAAUCUCGUUAAUGUUUGUUAUGAUUGCGAGGAGAUCACAUGUUUUUAGAUACUACGAGGUUGAAAAUAUAAAAGAUAAACAUGCUGAACACAUCAAAUUUGACGAAAUGAAAAAGUUGAUAGUGCAACUUUGGCCUGUCCUGGUAGUUAUUGGAAUUUUGUUCUUCACGUUGAGUUUCGUCCAUCCUUCGAUCACAACCUUAGUGGAAUCUGAAUAUGCAUACGAAAAGACUGCAUGGACACAAAAAUUUUUUACACCAACGCUUGUUUUUCUACUAGCAGAAGUUGCAUCCAUAGUAGGAAGAUUGUUAUCUCACAAAUUUUUAAUUACGCAUUCAAAUAAAUGGUGGUACAUACUGUGCUUGUUAGUAAGACUGAUUUGCACACCGUUUUACUUGUUCUGUAAUGCACAACCAAGAACACACUUACCCGUUAUCUUCGAUCAUGAUUGGGAGUUUGUUUUAGGACAUAUAAUAUUAAGUUCGUCCACAGGAUUUCUGAUGCAUGUUGGCUUUAUGAGUGUCAGAUCGUUGGCAGAAGGCAAGACAGAAGUUGGCUUAAAAAUAGUUACUUUAACACUAUCUUUGGUAAGCGCAGCAUCAACUUUUAAUGGAUUCCUUACAGUCAUGCUGCUUUAAAGAUGAAUCUGAAAUAUUGGUAUUCACACUAAUAUGAAUUAUAAAUAAAUUAAAACGGUACACUUCAAACGUCACAAAUCGAGUACAUCAUUCGUUAAUUAAAAAUAAGUGUGUCUAUAUUUUUGUAAAUAAAAUUGUUUUUUUAAUAAAUAUCUAUGUUUUUUA
Molecule: messenger RNA, 1616 nt
Organism: Diabrotica virgifera virgifera (western corn rootworm)
Lineage: Eukaryota; Metazoa; Arthropoda; Insecta; Coleoptera; Chrysomelidae
Product: equilibrative nucleoside transporter 3
Exons: 8
Coding region: 111-1451 (446 amino acids)
Biological process (GO): nucleoside transmembrane transport
Cellular component (GO): plasma membrane
Molecular function (GO): nucleoside transmembrane transporter activity
Source: RefSeq, a predicted model, not a curated record